Branchiostoma belcheri (Belcher's lancelet) is the source of this 1902-nucleotide messenger RNA. RefSeq names its product fibronectin type III and SPRY domain-containing protein 1-like. The coding region runs from base 373 to 1026 and encodes 217 amino acids. The record is from RefSeq and is a predicted model, not a curated record. Lineage: Eukaryota; Metazoa; Chordata; Leptocardii; Amphioxiformes; Branchiostomatidae. The transcript has 4 exons. Gene Ontology annotation, molecular function: protein binding.
CGUUGAAAAUGACCGAUGAACUCCCAGUAGGGGUGAAACAUCAAGUGCGCCACAACGGCUUCCUGCAGACGUGCUACCUGGACCGUUCUGAUCAAACUGUUCCUGAAUAAUUGAUAGACUCCAACGUUUAAAGACUUAAGGGUUCUCGAGGAAUGCUUCUAAGGACACUUAAGGAAACGCUGAAGCCGUGAAGACGUCUCACAAUUAGGGGUAAUUUCUUAAGGCUCGCUGGGCACCGGGUUCAGCUGGAGAAAUCCCACACAGCUGGUGCACGAAACUGAGCGGGACGUUGCACGGUUGUACGCAGUUACCGCUAGACAACACUGAUACCAUCUCUUCAAGCCGACAACUGAGAAAUCAGCACAGUCAGACAUGCAGUACCUGGAACUUGAGCCAAAAAUGCAAAGAAGUGCUUCAGACAAUGGGCCACUAUGCAACCUACCAGAGGUUGUUUCCUGUUCGGUGGAGAAAACACGGGGUAAAUUCCAGUUCCAGUUCAACCCCCAGAGCGCAGGAAGUUACCUGCACCUGAGCAAGAACAACACCAAAGUCACCAAAGGGAAGAUGCAGAAAUGUCACUCCCUGCCAGACCUCAUCACUACCAAGCCACUUUCCAGAAAUGCCUACACGAUUCUGGGGAACCGCGCCAUAUCAGAGGGAAAGCAUUACUGGGAGAUCCUGACGGGGGAGGGCUCCUUUACCAUCGGGGUCGCGUACAGAUCUGUCCGUAGGGACAAAGACAUCGGCUGGACAAAGAAGUCCUGGGGCCUGGAAAAACAGAAGUGGAUCCCGUCGAUGCUCCACGAUUCCGUGUUCAAAGCCCUGGCUCAGGGGGAACAGACUGAGGUGCGAAUUUCCACUUGUCCCGAGAGGAUCGGUGUUCACCUGGACUAUGACCUUGGCAGCGUGACCUUCACAGACCCAGCAACACAGGAGGUCAUCCACACUUUCAAUGUCACCUUCCAGGAACCAGUUGUUCCAGCCUUCUCCCUGUAUAAAGGUUCUUUGUCCAUCUGCAGUGACUAGUUAUCCUUGAUAGCUUCAUGUAGUUACCCUGGAUUACUUCCGGGACGGAAGUAUUGUUUUGGGCAGAUAAUGGGCGGUUUGUAUGUAUCUUGUGCUGUUCAGCAAGGAUUGGAAGUGAGUGGGUGGAGAGAGUCUUUUAGUUGAUUGACAGGGUUGUGACCCAGUAUGCCCUGGGUGGUCAUACUGCCAGGAAGUCUACAAUCUCUUAUUUCCUGUUGACAACGUUUCAACACUUUCAUAAGAAGAAGAAGUUGAUAGAUCGUGACAAUGGAUAUAAAUUCCAAUUUCCCCGGCAAUUGCCAGAAUUUUUUAAUUUUUGUAGUUAAAAUAUGGGAUGUUCCCCUCCGGAAUAUCAUAGAUAUUGUCACAGUUCUUGUUUUGCUUUAUAUUUAGCUACUGCUAUAUAAAAAAUUGCCUUGUACUAAGAUAGAUAAGGUACAGAAUUUUUUAAGUGUGAAGUCAAGCUCAUUAUCUUAAGUUGCUCUGAUACAUUAUCAGAAAGUUUUAUAUUGUAACCACAAGCACAAGAUUCAGUGAAAAGAAAUUAUAUGAAAUCAGAAAAAGGUUUGAGACAAGCUGUUUUACAGCAAUGCUUUAUGUACAGUUUAGAUAUACAAAUAGUCUAGAUAUACAAAUUGGAUAGCUUUAUUAAAAUAGGCAGCACAGCUGCCAAAAAUGUUUCAAUAAAGGACUUUUCUCAGCUAUUUCCUCUGACGUUUCCAUGACUUUUUGCUUUAGUUUUGCUCUACUUUUCUCCUGUGAUGGUAUCAUUGCAAGCUAUGCUUCAUGCCUUUUUUUUCUUUUUAACACAAUUGAUUUUGACCAAUCAAAGGCCAGCUUCCAUUCACAUGUCUAAAUAUCAGAAUAACUGCCAGG